AUGACAAGAAGAAAAUCAACUGGUACUUUGAAUACUCAUCAACCAUCCACAAUUCUUCGAACUUCAAGUGAUAUUGUAUGCCAACAAGAUAAUUUAGAACUGAUCGAUGGUGAUGGACAAAUUACCGCGAAAUAUAAACUUGGUAAUGUCAUUGGAAAAGGACAGUUUGGCAUAGUCUAUCGUGCACUGGAACUUCGAACAGGAAAAAUGGUCGCUGUGAAACGAAUCAAAUUGAACUCCUCAAAGAAACGUGAUAUUUUGGAUGCAAUGCAAGAAGCACAAUUGUUACAACAGCUUACACAUCCCAAUAUUGUCAAAUAUGAAGGUUUCAUCCAUGCAGAAGGUCACGUCAACAUCAUAUUGGAAUACGUAGAAAACGGAUCUCUUUUGAAUACAUUGAAAUCUUUUGGUAGUUUUCCUGAAAAUCUAGUGGCAAGUUAUUGUACUCGUAUAUUACAUGGUCUUCAAUAUUUACAUGAUCAAAAUGUUGUACAUUGUGAUUUGAAAGCAGCAAAUCUCUUGACUACGAAGAGUGGACAUGUCAAAUUAUCUGAUUUUGGCGUAUCUUUGAAUCUUCGGCUAAAGGAUAAUGAAGUAGAUGCUGUGGCCGGAACCCCCAAUUGGAUGGCUCCUGAAGUGAUUGAAUUGAAAGGUGCAUCAACCAAAUCGGAUAUAUGGUCUUUGGGAUGUACUAUUGUUGAAUUAUGUACAGGAAAACCACCUUACUCAGACUUAUUACCCAUGACAGCACUUUUUCGUAUCGUAGAAGAUGAAUACCCUCCUUUACCUAGUGGAUUGUCUGAUGUAAUGAAUGACUGA
This is a messenger RNA of Halteromyces radiatus, 819 nucleotides long. Its product is annotated as kinase-like domain-containing protein. The record is from RefSeq and is a predicted model, not a curated record. Gene Ontology annotation, biological process: protein phosphorylation. Gene Ontology annotation, molecular function: protein serine/threonine kinase activity; ATP binding. Gene Ontology annotation, cellular component: cytoplasm. The transcript is spliced from 5 exons. NCBI's taxonomy places the organism in Eukaryota, Fungi, Mucoromycota, Mucoromycetes, Mucorales, Cunninghamellaceae. Bases 1 to 819 code for a protein of 272 amino acids.